This is a messenger RNA of Daktulosphaira vitifoliae (grape phylloxera), 1075 nucleotides long. RefSeq lists its product as uncharacterized. Bases 180 to 1037 code for a protein of 285 amino acids. The record is from RefSeq and is a predicted model, not a curated record. Lineage: Eukaryota; Metazoa; Arthropoda; Insecta; Hemiptera; Phylloxeridae. The transcript has 7 exons.
UUAUCGCGAUAAAUACAAAUAUAUUUUUAUGUAUAUUUUGAGAGUAGAUACUAUUUAUUUUAUUUAUCAUAUAAUAUAAUUUUUAAUUUUUUUAAUAUCAAUUAAUAUUAUAAUGUAUCCAAUCCCUGGUAAAUAUAGUUUUUAAGAUAGCUGCAAUAAACUGUACAAAUAAAACAGAUAUGAAAUUAUUUACAUUUAUAAUUCUAAACUUGUUUUUACUUAUCACUAAAAGUAAUACGAAAAAGUGCUUAGUAUGUGAUAAUGAAGAAUCUGAUGUAGCAAUACUGCCUUGUAAACAUGAACUUUGUUUUAAUUGUGCAAGUUUGUUGAAGAAAGCUGGUUUUCCGUGUAAUUGUGGGAGACCUGUAAAAAAAAUUGUUAUAGGGUCAUUAUUAAAAGAAGUUCCAACUUUAGAAACAAUAACGGAGAAAAUAGAAAAAGAUAAUAAAGUAUGCAGUGUUUGUCAGGAUAGUGAAGACAUCAAUGUUCUAGUAAAACCAUGUGGGCAUUAUUUUUGUGAAAAUUGUGCUGGCCGUUUGAAAAAAAACAAUCUUAUUUGUCCAUUAUGUAGAACACCACUACUUCAUUUUGUUGGAAUAAUUGGUGAACGAAAGGAUUUAUAUGACUUGCAGACAAAAAAUCUUUAUAUUAGAGCAAUUAAUAAUCAAGUCAUUGAACUACAACGCCAUGUAUCUCAAGGAAUUCUUAAGGUGUUAUAUGUGGAAAUUUUUAUAAUUUAUGCUUACCUGAUUCCAGGCCAAUGUAUAGAUGACAAACUGUUAACAGAAUUUAAGUAUAUUAAAAAUAAUCCUAAAUUAAAUUGCGCAAAAUUAUACAAAUAUAUAAAAAAAUUUAACCACAAUAAGAAUGAUAGUUUUCAAAAAGAACAAAAAAUGCGGGAAAAAUACUGGAAAUUUGAACUGGAAGAUGUCGAAAAGAAUAUGUUAAUUAGAUAUUAUUUGAGAAAUAAAUUAGAUGUAAAUAAAACAUUAUCUUUGCGGGAUAAAUAUUCAAAAACAUUGAGAGAUGAAUAUUGAAUUUAUUUAAAUAAUAAAGGAUUUAUUUAAACAAAUUA